GUUACCAAACAGAUCUUCACAUCAUCUUUUAUCCAUCCAAAAAAAAUAUUAAAAAUGAAAUUCUUCGUUGCUUUCGUCGCCGUCUUGGCCGUCGCUGCCGCCCAAUACAGGCCCCAGGCUCAACCUGGCAGGCCCAUUGCAGUGGCCAGCCGUGUGAACAACAACGACGCUGCUGCCAACGUCCUCCGUUACGACAGCGACUCCGCUCCUGAUGGUAGCUUCAACUACGCUCUUGAGAUCGACAACGGCAUCGCCGCCCAGGCCCAGGGUACUCCCCGUGACUUCGGUGGAAACCCCCCUCUAGUGCCAGUCGUCUCCCAGGGAUCUUUCUCAUGGAUCUCUCCCGAGGGCCAGCCCAUCAGCAUCACCUACACCGCUGACGAGAACGGUUACCAAGCUUCUGGUGAUGCCAUCCCCACUCCCCCCGCCAUCCCUGAGGCCAUCGCCAGGUCUCUGGCUUACCUCCAGAAGGUCCAGAAGAAGUAAAUGCUUAUUUAAUCUAGAUAUGCCAAUUUACGCCAACCUUUAGACUUUACGAUUCACCUUAACUUUUGUAAAUAGUUGCUAUUUGUACAUAAAUGUUAUUUAUAUUUGACUACCUACCGAGAGGUAACUUGAUACCUAAACUGCUUCAAGCAGGAUAUGUCUGAAUGGACAUAAAUUGUUAUUUAUGCAAAAAGCAAAAAAAGAAGUAUUGAAAAUUAUUUCCGUGAUUAUAUUAAUUUGAACUAA
This is a messenger RNA of Helicoverpa zea (corn earworm), 732 nucleotides long. It is a transcript of the gene CPR39, whose product is annotated as larval cuticle protein LCP-22-like. Gene Ontology annotation, molecular function: structural constituent of chitin-based larval cuticle. Bases 55 to 486 code for a protein of 143 amino acids. Lineage: Eukaryota; Metazoa; Arthropoda; Insecta; Lepidoptera; Noctuidae. The record is from RefSeq and is a predicted model, not a curated record. The transcript is spliced from 4 exons. Gene Ontology annotation, cellular component: chitin-based extracellular matrix.